Molecule: messenger RNA, 1533 nt
Organism: Olea europaea var. sylvestris
Lineage: Eukaryota; Viridiplantae; Streptophyta; Magnoliopsida; Lamiales; Oleaceae
Product: MATH domain and coiled-coil domain-containing protein At3g58360-like
Exons: 7
Coding region: 180-1316 (378 amino acids)
Molecular function (GO): protein binding
Source: RefSeq, a predicted model, not a curated record
AUUUUCUUUGUUGAAUUUCAUUCUGGGCUUUUGAAAAUUGCUCUCUUUUGCUUCUUUACCGUGGAGAGAUUUGAAGUAACAUUAUUGGUCUAGUUUCAAAUUCCAAACGAUUAUUUGUUGUUUGAGAUUGAGGAAAAAGGCUAGUUUUUUACUUCCCGAUUUGGCUGAGCUCUUCGAGUAUGGAAGAAGUUGCAGAUAAGAAGCAAUUGAAGGAUUUUCUGGUGGCAAGAUUUGUAUGGAGGAUCGAGAAUUUUACUAGUUCAAACAAAUCAAAGCUUUACUCUGGAACAUUCGUCAUCAAUGAAUAUAGAUGGAGGUUACUGCUUUUCCCAAAAGGAAAUAAAGUUGAAUAUUUGUCAUUGUACCUCGAUGUUCCUGAUGCACAUAGCUUACCUUAUGGCUGGAGUAGAACUGCCAAGUAUAGUAUAGCUCUGAUAAACCAGAUAGAUAGCAAGAAGACUGUCAAGAAAGAAACAGAACACGAAUUUCAUGCAAAAGAAAGUGAUUGGGGCUUUACGUCGUUUUUUCCUCUAAGUGAAUUGCAUGAUGAAAAUGGUGGGUAUCUUGUCAAUGACACGUGCUUGAUUGAAGCCGAAGUAUCUGUGCCUGAUACCUUUUCAGUUUCCACGGAUAAUCCUUCGGAUACUUCUGUUCCUGUUGAUCCCGUGGAAUCUGUAUACAUCAAGGCUGAAUCCUUUCUCAAGUCCAUACCCAAGAAAUCGUUCAGCUCAGUAUCGGAUGCUACAUGUGAAGUGCCUUUGUUCAGAGACCAUGCAAUUUUGGCAAAAGGAUGCUUUAACAAACUGAUUUCAUUUCCUUUAGAUGAUUUGGUCAAUCCCAAGCAUGAAACUGCAAUGAUAGAGUCCUUGUCUAUACUUAGCGACAACCUUUCUUUGUUUUCUGAUGAACAGGCCAGAGAAAUUAUGAGUUUGAAAGCUAAUUUUCCCUCGACUAUACAGGACUGGAGAGACUCGGUUCAAGUUAAGGUCAGUGGCGAGCAUCUAUGGUCUACUUUUGAGAAGACCAACAAUUUGCUGGAAGAUUUAGUCAAAACUGAAGAGGGAAUAAAGACUAAACUCGAGGAGUUGAAUAACAGAGAAAAGGAACUGGAGAUGCAGCUAGAAGGACUUAAAAGCAAAAGUCGACAACUCAAGGAGGAAAGAGUAGAAAUAUCGAAGCAGACAAAGCAAGUUUAUGCUCUUGCACAAGAGCAGUCCAGCAAAAUUAAAGGCAAAGAGCCAGAGGUGGAUCUUGCGAACAAGAAGUUGGAGGAUUUGAAAUCUAAAUGGGCCUCCAUUAAAGCUCUCUUCGCUUGAGUUUUAGUUUUGUUGCUUUUUAUGUUGUGUAUUUCUGAUUGCACCAAAACUCAUAUUUUUCAGAAAACUAGAUUCUAAUGCCUUAUGUAUGCUUUGGCUAGGACAUCAUAGUGACUCAUUCCCUUGUCCAUAACUACUAUGAGACGUGAUGUUGAUUAUUGUUGAACUUGUACUGUUUAUAACUACUACUUUCAUAAGAUGGGCAGGCUUAUUUUUA